GUAUGUGCCUACGGUGCGGAAUACGCCAAAAAUUCCAAAGAAGAAGAAGAAGAAGAAGAAGAAAAGCGGCAAAAUAAACGCGUGGUGUACUGUCUUAUGGAAGUUUGCUCGCUACUGAUUUUUGUUUUUGAAGGACAGAAAUGAGCGAAAGUCCUCUAACUUCAUCAGUGUCAAAGGGAUGUUUUGUUUUUAAGUCAGCCUCUAAAAAGAGAAAGCGACAUGUAGGAGUUGGUGGAUAUUUGGUGGAUGAUAGUGACGAUAACGGCAGCGAUCGCUUUAGGAUCUGUCAGAAAUUAUGGGGAACUGUUCAAAUGAACACGGAGGCAAUACAAGAUCAGUUGAAUAAAAAGGUACUUGACAGUCUUGCAGAGUUCAUUAAAAAGCAUGGCCUCGGCUGCUCAUCUGAUGUCUGGAGACAGAGAGCCAGUGAAAUCCCCACAGCUGCUCUGAUGCUGGGGGUAAAUGUGCCAGAUCAUGCCAUGACAUUUCGAAGUCUGUGUAAUCUCCUUCAGGAUUCUGUCACACCGUUUGUGGCGUCUGUUCAUGCCAAAGAAUGUGCAGCUGUGAAGCUCUUGAUUCAGAAGGUUCUAGAGCAGCUGAUGGGAAGAGGAGUGUCAGUGGAUGAAGAACAGGAAGAUGAUACAGCUUUGCUUCAAAGGACACAGUGUACUAUUAGUGCUCUAUGUCAGUGGUACAAGACUGUUACCAAGAAAUGCACCCAAGUUUCUCCACAAAGGAAAGAAAACUUGACAAAUAGUGACUUGCCUCAGAGUUUGCCUGUUGUCGUGAUCUUCAAAGACUUUGAGGCAUUCAACUCACAAGUUUUACAGGAUUUUAUCCUUAUUUGCAGUCGAUACACUCAGGAGCUUCCAUUCAUCUUUAUUUUUGGCAUUGCCACGUCUCCCAGUGCUAUUCAGCACAGGCUUCCCCACUCGGUGUCAUCAUUGCUCUGCAUUGAGGUCUUUCAUUCUCUCUCAUGUACUCAGCAUUUAGCCUCUGUUUUUGACAAGCUCAUUCUGAAAUCUCAGUUCCCAUUCAAGCUCAGCAGUAGGGUGAUACAGGUGCUGGUUAGCGUCUUCCUUUACCACGACUUCUCUGUUCAGAAUUUUGUUAAGGGCCUACAGUUCUCCAUGUUGGAGCACUUUAAUAGCCAGCCUCUCAGCGUGCUUUGCUGCCAAAAACAAGAGGCCUUGCUUUCUGCCAAGACUUUGAGCAAACAAAACGUUGAACGAAUCCGCCAUCUACCCUCGUUCAUGAGGUAUGUGGAGACUCAGGAGCCCCAGGAACAGGUGCAGCUCCUUACCAAUGAUGAACAUGUCAAGAUUUCCUCUGCAUCAGGUCAAGCCUGUCUUCUAGGUGGCAACCCUCUUAGACAGCGAGGUUAUUAUCCGAUUAUUAAAUUUGUGCAGAGUCUGCUUGAAAAAGAGUCCAGAAGAACAAAGAGAACGAAUCCAUUCGAAGUGCUUCGAAGUGAGGUGAUGGAGUUUAUUGACAGUCUUGUGAGAGAAUACUUGACUCCAGCAGAACUCCAGCCACUCAAUGAAGUGUGCUACUACAGUUCCUCUGGGGUCCUGAGACAGCGACUCAAUGCCACCCCACGAACAUCCAUUCAAGCUGCUCUCAGUCAUCCUUUCUACUAUUUGCAGAAUGAAAGCCUGAAAACGGAUACUGGCACAAUCUCCAGUGCUGCACCAGACCUCUGCAUUGUAUUCAAGCUUCAUCUUGAGUGUGGAAGACUCAUAAAUCUAUAUGACUGGCUUGAGGCAUAUGUAACUGUGAUGUCAGCUGCUGAGGACCAACAUACUGAUUCUGAGGAGUGUGGCAAAUUUGACAGCCUUAAGCAUGCUCGUUUCAUUCAGGCUGUUUCAGAGAUGGAAUUUCUUGGUUUUGUUAAAUCAACAAAACAGAAGACUGACCAUGUGGCAAGACUGACUUGGGGAGGUUGUUAAAGAAAUGCAAAGCAUUGUUUCCUGAGCAUAAGAGACUGGUCUGACUCUGACAUGCAUGGAAUAAUUAUGUAUUUUGCACCACAACUGUAUUUUGUACUGUUAGCUGUAUUAUACAUGUUACUAUUACCUUUUUUUUUUUUUUUUUUUUUUUU
Molecule: messenger RNA, 2101 nt
Organism: Sinocyclocheilus grahami
Lineage: Eukaryota; Metazoa; Chordata; Actinopteri; Cypriniformes; Cyprinidae
Product: origin recognition complex subunit 3-like
Exons: 17
Coding region: 141-1949 (602 amino acids)
Biological process (GO): DNA replication initiation; DNA replication
Cellular component (GO): nuclear pre-replicative complex; nuclear origin of replication recognition complex; DNA replication preinitiation complex
Molecular function (GO): DNA replication origin binding
Source: RefSeq, a predicted model, not a curated record